Messenger RNA from Penicillium riverlandense, 783 nucleotides. RefSeq names its product kinase-like protein. The transcript has a single exon. Lineage: Eukaryota; Fungi; Ascomycota; Eurotiomycetes; Eurotiales; Aspergillaceae. Gene Ontology annotation, cellular component: IRE1-TRAF2-ASK1 complex. The record is from RefSeq and is a predicted model, not a curated record. Gene Ontology annotation, molecular function: ATP binding; RNA endonuclease activity; protein serine/threonine kinase activity. Gene Ontology annotation, biological process: IRE1-mediated unfolded protein response; intrinsic apoptotic signaling pathway in response to endoplasmic reticulum stress; protein phosphorylation. Bases 1 to 783 code for a protein of 260 amino acids.
AUGAAAAUUGUGCAGAGAAGCGAGAGGUUCAAAUUUAUCGAUGGCGUACUUAGUUUCUCUUAUGUCUCGUACUUCAUUCAGAAGGAUGGCAUUCUAUAUUUGGGUAAAUCCAAAGAUCGAUUUGGGCCCCCGGACUCCCUAGAGCAGCUUGAAGACGUCCAGCAGGUUCAAACCGAGGACCGGGGCCCUGUGGUGAGGACCGCUUGGUCAACGGUGUACGUGAAAACGCCAAACCUCUUCGCAUAUACUGGUGGAUCAGAUCUGGAGAAACGAAUCUCCUAUGAGGUCGAAGCGUGCGAACUCCUUCGACAAAAUCCGCACCCGAACAUUGCAACCUACUACGGUUGCCAAGAGACUAAUGGUCGAGUCUCUGGGCUAUGCUUCAAGCAGUAUACGUCAACUCUACAGGAAAAAGUCAACCCGGGACAUCUAAACAAGAGUAUGUUCCGCUCUAGUGAGCGCCAACUUGUCGAUAGCAGCGUCAAAGCGAGUCUAAACGGGAUUUUGGCGGGUAUUCAACACAUCCACUCGCUAGGCCUCGUACACAAUGAUAUCAGCCCCGCCAAUAUCAUGUUCGACGAGAAUUGCACAGCCGUUAUCAUCGAUUUCGGCAGCUGCCGACCGAUUGGGAAGUCGUUGCCCGAAACGGGAGCGGGAAGGACAUAUGAGUGGUUCAACCCUAGUGUUGACACUUCAUUAGAGAAGAACGAUCUUGAUGCUUUUGAGGAAUUGAGAACCUGGUUAAUUGGAUCAUCGAGCGACGGGUUCUUAUUUGACCAGUGA